Molecule: messenger RNA, 624 nt
Organism: Amaranthus tricolor (Joseph's coat)
Lineage: Eukaryota; Viridiplantae; Streptophyta; Magnoliopsida; Caryophyllales; Amaranthaceae
Product: protein MIZU-KUSSEI 1-like
Exons: 3
Coding region: 1-624 (207 amino acids)
Biological process (GO): hydrotropism
Source: RefSeq, a predicted model, not a curated record
AUGGCCAAAGGUAGUGAAGAUCUUCGAAUAAACCUCCAAAACGAACAAAGGAUACUAACCGGGGACGGAAGGCAGUCAGGAAAGCCCCUCCGACCCUCAACUCAGACGGAGAUUGAAUCUAAAAAGAAACUCUCAGUUUCAAAAUUCUCAUCAUUUUUUACAAAAUCCAAAUCAGGAGAUCUUGGGUCUAAACUUGUGGGUACUCUAUUUGGGUAUAGACGUGGGCAUGUUCAUAUUGCAUUUCAACAAAACCCUAAAACUACACCUGCUUUUUUGAUUGAGCUUUCUACUCCUACUAGUGUUCUUGUUAGAGAAAUGGCUUCUGGGUUAGUAAGGGUUGCAUUGGAAUGUGAUAAAAAGUGGGAUAAAAAAGGGAUGAAAUUGUUGGAAGAGCCUCUUUGGAGGGCUUAUUGUAAUGGGAAAAAGUGUGGGUAUGCUUUGUGCCGGGAUUGUGGGCCCCAUGAGUGGCGGGUGUUACAAUCUUUGGGGCCCAUUACGAUGGGGGCGGGUGUUUUGCCCGGCGGAGCCGACGAUGGUAAUGGUGUUCAGUUUGAGGGGGAGUUGAUGUAUAUGAGAGCUAAAUUUGAGAGGAUUGUCGGAUCUGAAGAUUCGGAAGCGUUUUAA